AUGACAAACGGGUUUGUGUUAUAUAAGGUUGAGAUCCCCACUCUUCCCCUAGAGGUUGAGACCCCUACACUUCCCCUAGAGGUUGAGACCCCUACACAUCCCCUAGAGGUUGAGACCCCUACACUUCCCCUAGAGGUUGAGACCCCUACACUUUCCCUAGAGGUUGAGACACCUACACUUCCCCUAGAGGUUGAGACCCCUACACAUCCCCUAGAGGUUGAGACCCCUACACUUCCCCUCGAGGUUGAGACCCCUACAUUUCCCUUAGAGGUUGAGACCCCUACACUUUCCCUAGAGGUUGAGACCCCUACACAUCCCCUAGAGGUUGAGACACCUACACUUCCCCUAGAGGUUGAGAAUUCCACUAUGCUCCUAGUGGUUGAGAUCCCUACACAUCCCCUAGAGGUUGAGACACCUACACUUCUCCUAGAGGUUGAGACCCCUACACAUCCCCUAGAGGUUGAGACACCUACACUUCCCCUAGUGGUUGAGACCCCUUCACUUCCCCUAGAGGUUGAGACACCUACACUUCCCCGAGAGGUUGAGAAUUCCACUAUGCUCCUAGUGGUUGAGAUCCCCACUCUGCCCCUAGUGGUUGAGACCCCUACACUUCCCCUAGAGGUUGAGACACCUACACUUCCCCGAGAGGUUGAGAAUUCCACAAUGCUCCUAGUGGUUGAGAUCCCCACUCUGCCCCUAGUGGUUGAGACCCCUACACUUCCCCUAGAGGUUGAAAAUUCCACAAUGAUCCUAGAGGUUGAGAUCCCCACUCUGCCCCUAGUGGUUGAGACCCCUACACUUCCCCUAGUGGUUGAGACCCCUACCCUUCCCCGAGAGGCUGAGAUCAUCAGUUUCCGUCUAGGGCUUGAGAUUCCCGUACCUCAACGGAAUGAAAUAUUCUAG
Ylistrum balloti is the source of this 903-nucleotide messenger RNA. RefSeq names its product zonadhesin-like. The record is from RefSeq and is a predicted model, not a curated record. The coding region runs from base 1 to 903 and encodes 300 amino acids. The transcript has a single exon. NCBI's taxonomy places the organism in Eukaryota, Metazoa, Mollusca, Bivalvia, Pectinida, Pectinidae.